Molecule: messenger RNA, 627 nt
Organism: Ilex paraguariensis (yerba mate)
Lineage: Eukaryota; Viridiplantae; Streptophyta; Magnoliopsida; Aquifoliales; Aquifoliaceae
Source: the annotation of a GenBank genome assembly
AUGACAACCAGCAUGCAUCAUCAAGUUGAUGAUCAAAUGACACUCAUUUCUCAGUAUUAUCCAGACAUAUGCAGCCUACUGGUUCCAGAACAAGGGGAGGCUACUAAACCGAGAAGAAGACGCAAGAAAAGCAAAGGAGAAGCUAGUAGCAGCGGAGUGAGAAAGAGAAAGUUGAGUCAUGAACAAGUUGAUCUUCUUGAGAAGAGCUUUGGAAAUGAACACAAAUUGGAGUCUGGGAGAAAAGACAGGAUUGCUUCUGAGCUUGGACUUGAUCCACGCCAAGUAGCGGUUUGGUUUCAGAACAGAAGAGCGAAAUGGAAGAGCAAGAACCUGCAGGAGGCGUACUCCAAGUUAAAGACGGAACAUGAGGGCACUGUUAUCGAGAAAUGCCGGCUUGAAACUGAGCUCAAGGAACAGCUGUCAGAAGCACAGGGGGAGAUUCAGAAGUUAUUGGAGCGCUGUGAUGGGGUUUCAAGCAACAGCCCUAGUUCAUCAUUCUCAAUGGAAGUAAUGGAGCCACCUUUUCUUGGGGAGUUCGGGAUGGAAGGAUUGGAAAAUGUGCCCUAUGUGACAGAAAACAACUAUAUUCAUGGACUGAUGGAGUGGUUGAAUCUUUGUGAUAUGUGA